Trichogramma pretiosum is the source of this 1754-nucleotide messenger RNA. RefSeq names its product EF-hand domain-containing protein 1-like. Gene Ontology annotation, biological process: mitotic spindle organization; cilium-dependent cell motility; mitotic cytokinesis. Bases 338 to 1609 code for a protein of 423 amino acids. Gene Ontology annotation, molecular function: alpha-tubulin binding. The transcript has 4 exons. Gene Ontology annotation, cellular component: axoneme; mitotic spindle. The record is from RefSeq and is a predicted model, not a curated record. NCBI's taxonomy places the organism in Eukaryota, Metazoa, Arthropoda, Insecta, Hymenoptera, Trichogrammatidae.
CGCAGGAUACUUUUAUUGCAUUUUCUGCUCGCAGGAUCAUCGACGCAAGCCCCGAUUCAAGGUCUUGAACGGAUUCAACGUCGUUUGCGACAAUUACGAUCCCGGAUGCAAAAUCGACGACUCGGCUGUUUACAUCGAGCACGAUCCGGCUCUGACCUACGGCCGUCCGAAAACCGUGAAUCUGCACGAGCGUCGGCGUUUCGUUCCCAACUACAUACUCUACGAUCGGAAAUGUUUGCGUUUCGAGGCCUACUUUCGCCAGAGAAUAUACGGCUCUCAGCUGGAGCAGCAUCGCGUCCGACACGUGAGGUUGGUGUACUUUCUCGAAGACGACGAGAUGCUCGUGUUCGAGCCGAGAAUAAGCAACGUCGGCUUCGACCAGGGUAAACUCGUCAAAAGGGGCCGGAUUCCCAAACCCAAUACCGAUCGGGAUUAUCACUGGAAAGACUUGAACGUGGCCAUGGAUAUCGAAAUCUAUGGCGUAGUUUAUCGCAUUUACGACUGCGACACGUUUACGCGGGAAUUCCUGACCAGUCAAGGGAUCGACGUGGCCGAUCCGGAAGAGGCUCCGAUCGAUCAUUACUUGAAGGAGCGACAAAUCCAGCAAGCCCUCUACAAUCAACCGACGCAUCCGUCGGGUAAGAAUCAUUCGUUGGCCGAGGACCGAAAGUACAAAUUUCUGCAGUACGACGGAAUGGUGCUGACUUUCGAUGCCCGAUGGCAAGACGAUUUGUACAAGCUGCGGUACUUUUUGGCCGAUGACACGAUCACCGUCACAGCCGUCGAGAGGACUCAAAGAGGCCUCAAUUUGCUGCUCAAGAGGACCAAAGUGCCGAAAAAUUGGACCGACAUACCGAGCAGCCAUCCGAGCUCCUACUUGGAGGUAACCGAGCAGGAGGUUCGACGCUACUACUCGCCGAGCGAUCUCAUAGUGGGCGAGACGGUGUACAUCUUCAAUCGGCGUUUCUUGCUCUUGGACUGCGAUCCAUUCACGCGUCGCUACUACAAAGAGAUGCUGCAAAUCGAUCAGCCCGAGCGAAUCGAGGCGAAUCGGGAGAGCGACGAGUCUUUACGAGCGGGCGGCGAUUGCUCGCGCGGCGGCGCCUCCAGACGAAAGAAGCACCAAGAACAGAUUCGUCAGCUGCAUCAUUUUCCGAAGAAGCUGCGCUACCGUCUGGCCAUGGACGCGGUUCAUCCGGAGGACGAGGAUCGCGAGUUCGUCCUGGAGUACAACCUGGCCGACGGCUGUAUGCGCAUCACCGAGAUCGACAAGAAAAACUCCGGCAGGCGGGCCGGCUGCUUUUUGGGAUGGAACAGGGUGCCGAAGCCCGACGCCACCGAUGAUCCCGAGUCGUCGUGCUACACGCCCGACGACUUUUGCAUCGGAUCCAGGUUGAAUAUUUUCGGCCACUUCUUUGUCGUCACCGGCACCGAGCUCUUCGUCUGGAAUUACAUGCUCGUCAACAAGGACAAGUUCAGCCAAGAGGUCAUGGAUAGCGUGAGGAACUGGGCCGAAAGUCAAGGCUUACUCCCCAAACUUGAUAAGGAUCACAAAAGCGACCAAAAUGACAAUAAGGAAGUGAAGCUUCAAGACUGCAGUUGCGAGUAAUCCAACUUUGUUUACAGUACCAAAACAUAUGUACUCGUUUAGUUUUAAAAAUAAACUUCAGCAGCCUUCAGUUUCUAAGAUAUUCAUCAAAAUUUUCUUAAUUAAUUACUACUUUCACAUAACGUGUAUUGUGUGUACAUUUGCC